AUGGAUUUCAAUACCACCCUCUCGCACUCCAUGGCGAGCUAUCCCGAUCUGCUCGACUUCGCUGCCCAGCAGUAUCCGGAGCUCUCGCGUCUCGAGAAGCUGUGGUGGGCUCACUAUGAGUACUGGGACAACAACAUCCUCGCGACAGGAAUCAUCACCUUCCUCGCGCACGAAAUCAUCUACUUCAGCCGCUGCCUCCCCUGGAUCAUCGCCGACGCGCUCCCCAGCAUCUUCAUGAAAUACAAGAUCCAGGACCAGAAGCCGCCCCCCUCCGUCGCCGAGCAAUGGGCCUGCACCAAAUACAUCCUCCUCAUCCACUUCGUCAUCGAACUCCCGCUCAUCGUCCUCUUCCACCCCAUGAUGGAAUUCUGCGGCCUCAGCUUCUCCACCCCCUUCCCGGACUGGCGCCCCCUCACCGCCCAGAUCAUCACCUUCUUCCUCGUCGAAGACGCCUACCACUACUGGCUGCACCGCGCCAUGCACUGGGGCCCCCUGUACCGCUCCGUCCAUCGCAUCCACCAUCAGUACGCUGCCCCCUUCGGUCUGACUGCCGAGUACGCCAGCCCCUGGGAGACCCUCUUCCUCGGCUUUGGUACCAUCGGGCCCCCCCUCGUCCUCGGCCUGCUGGGCUACGACGUGCAUCUCGCCACCGUGCUCGCCUGGGUCGCCCUGCGCCAGUUCCAGGCCAUCGAUGCCCACUCCGGCUACGACUUUCCCUGGAGUCUGCGCCGUAUUGUCCCGUUUUGGGGAGGGGCGGACUGGCAUGAUGACCACCACCGCUACUUUUGGGGUAAUUAUUCCAGUUCGUUUAAACAUUGGGAUGUUUUGAUGGGCACCGUUGCCGGCCCCGAGGCUCGAGAGAAGCGGCGCGCGGAGAGAGCGAAGGCGCAGAAUUAA
Messenger RNA from Aspergillus clavatus NRRL 1, 897 nucleotides. RefSeq names its product sterol desaturase family protein. Gene Ontology annotation, molecular function: iron ion binding; C-4 methylsterol oxidase activity. Gene Ontology annotation, biological process: ergosterol biosynthetic process. The record is from RefSeq and is a predicted model, not a curated record. The transcript is spliced from 3 exons. Lineage: Eukaryota; Fungi; Ascomycota; Eurotiomycetes; Eurotiales; Aspergillaceae. The coding region runs from base 1 to 897 and encodes 298 amino acids.